Molecule: messenger RNA, 2219 nt
Organism: Megalops cyprinoides (Indo-Pacific tarpon)
Lineage: Eukaryota; Metazoa; Chordata; Actinopteri; Elopiformes; Megalopidae
Product: ribonuclease ZC3H12A-like
Exons: 6
Coding region: 276-2033 (585 amino acids)
Biological process (GO): 3'-UTR-mediated mRNA destabilization; nuclear-transcribed mRNA catabolic process, RNase MRP-dependent
Cellular component (GO): cytoplasmic ribonucleoprotein granule; nucleus
Molecular function (GO): metal ion binding; RNA endonuclease activity; mRNA binding
Source: RefSeq, a predicted model, not a curated record
CAAAAGUGCUUCACACAGAAAGAGAAGUCUUAUCCAGCAGGAUAAUGCUCCUGAAUUCCAAUAACUAACUGUGCUUAGAGGAUGCCUCACCCUCUGCCCUCUGAGCACCUGUCAACUUUUCCAAAACUGCGGCCGUCACUGCGGAAACUCUCCGCGGCCGGGAUAGAAAAGAGCGUCGGGGCGGGUUCCCCUCUGACAGAGCCCUGAGAGAGGACCGAGGCGCCGCUACCGCUGCUGCACUGACGACCGCGGAGACGCUCAGACGCGACGGCAGCAUGGACCGACAGCAGAGCAACCUGGAGCGCUUCCUCAAGCUGGGGUACUCCCAUGAGGACAUCGUGCGGGUGCUGGAGAGCCUUCGCUACGACGCCCAGACCAACGACAUCCUGGAGGAGCUGAUCAAGACCUGCCGCGGCGGCGGGUCACCGCUGAACCCCCGACCGGGCCGCUCCAGCCCCCAGCUCCAGCUGGUCCCCCGGGGGUGCAGCCCCCCGCAGCCUCCCAAACCCAGCCCCACCCUCCAGGAGGAGGAAAAGGAUCCCGGCGGGGGGUUCAGACCCAUCGUGAUCGACGGGAGUAACGUGGCCAUGAGCCACGGUAACAAGCAGGUGUUUUCGUGCCGCGGGCUGCAGCUGGCGGUGAGAUGGUUUUGGGAAAGGGGCCACCGCGACAUAACGGUGUUCGUGCCCCUGUGGAGGAAGGAGCAGCCGCGACCUGAGGCCCCCAUUACAGACCAACACAUUCUCAACGAGCUGGAGGAGAGGAAGAUCCUGGUGUUCACCCCUUCGCGUUGUGUCAAAGGGAAGAGGGUGGUUUGCUACGACGACCGCUACAUCGUCAAGCUGGCCUACGAGUCUGACGGCAUCAUCGUCUCCAACGACAAUUACCGUGACCUGCAAAACGAGAAACCGCAGUGGAAGAAGUUCAUUGAGGAACGGCUGCUGAUGUACACCUUCGCCAAUGACAAGUUUAUGCCUCCUGAUGAUCCACUGGGAAGGAACGGCCCGACAAUAGACAACUUCCUGAGAAAAAACCCCAAGAUCCCUGCACACAAACGCCAACACUGCCCCUAUGGAAAGAAGUGCACCUACGGGGUAAAGUGCAAAUUCUACCACCCAGAGCGCAGCCAGUCUCAGCUGUCUGUCGCCGACGAGCUCCGCGCCAAGAACAAGCUGGCGUCCGGCCGGGACCAGCUGGCCGAGGCGCGGUCCCGUUCCCCCGCCCACGGCAGCCCUCCCCGGAUACUCAUCACCGUGGCGCCGUUCGGCGAGCAGAGACAGAGCAGCGCCUCGUACGGCUCCCUCCCUCCCACAACUGCCCCCCCUCAGCAGGACGACACCCCCAGGAGGUUCUCCCCCGGGCUCGACAGCCCCAGAGAAACGGGGAGCCCGACCCACCUGCGGAAAUCCCCCACCUGCCUGAGCACUGAGGUCGACGAGGCUUUCGGGUCGCUGGAGGCCUCCGUGUCCCGGCUGAGCAUCCAGGACGCGGGACACAUGCAGGGGCCUUCGUACCCCUACAGCAGCGGGGCGGCGCUCUCCGGCCAGUGCAACGGCAGCAGCGGUGGCGGCAUCGACUACUUCCUGCCUGCCUCUCGCUGCCGCUACCCGCCGCGGUCAGGCGGGAGCGGGUUCGGCUCUCACCGGCUGAGCAGCUGCGAGCCCCUCCAGCACUCGGACUGUUCGGCCUCCAGCCUCCAGGAGGCGCACUGCCGCUGCCAGCGCCACCGCGAGCACAGUACCUACAGAGCCACGGCGUACGAUGGCGACGAGCCCUGCUUCCGCCAGCGCCUCCAGCCGGACGCGGACAUUUACGGCCUGGGCUGGGGGCAGAGGCAGCCCAUGGUGGGGGGGAUCGCUAGCGGGGCCGCGGGCUUGCUGGGAGAGCGGAGAGGUUCCGUCAGAACCCAGCUCUGCACCAUCUUCCCCCAGGCCACCGUCGACCACGUCAUGGGGCUGUACCCGCACACGCUGGACACAGGCGAGCUGGUCUCGCUCAUCCACAAGCACAGAACCAACCACAUACGCUUCUAGCUUAGUCGAGCCCCCCUUUCAGCAUUAUCGCCGGUCUCCCCGGCCCCGCAGAGGGAGACCCGCUAUUAGAAUGUAGCAGACGAUAGAGUGCUUUUUGGCAAAUUUCGUAGUGCGGUGCAAUAUUACCUCAGGUAGUGAUGGCUGAGUAUUUCAGUGUGUCAGCCAAGCAUGCUGAAACGGCCUGCA